This is a messenger RNA of Triplophysa rosa, 5095 nucleotides long. RefSeq names its product ATP-binding cassette, sub-family C (CFTR/MRP), member 8 (gene abcc8). Gene Ontology annotation, biological process: potassium ion transport; transmembrane transport. The record is from RefSeq and is a predicted model, not a curated record. The coding region runs from base 330 to 4976 and encodes 1548 amino acids. Gene Ontology annotation, cellular component: membrane. The transcript is spliced from 40 exons. Gene Ontology annotation, molecular function: ATP hydrolysis activity; ATP binding; sulfonylurea receptor activity. NCBI's taxonomy places the organism in Eukaryota, Metazoa, Chordata, Actinopteri, Cypriniformes, Nemacheilidae.
CUGACAAGUAGUUGCAUUGCUCUGUUUGAUCUGUGAUCGACCUCGUGUUGCACGUAAUUGUCUACGUGACCACUGGAUGAACUGGAUCUCACUCGCAACUUUAAGAUCGAUGUUGGGGAAUUUCACACGGACGGAUCUCUUAAAGGAUUUUUUCAGCACCUCGGAUAGUUCCUCUGAGGAUACCAUAUGGCACGAGCGCGGACAAAUAUGAGUUGUUUGCUAUUGUUUACCUAUUCCCGUGUGAGUUAGACGCUCGUCUUUGAGAAGGAGAUCCCUAGACUGAAUUCAACAUCAUUACAAGAGGUUUUGGGAAGAACUGGAAUUUCAACAUGAUGAUCACACGAUACAGACCGAGACCAGACACCAGCAUGUCCUUGGCAUUCUGCGGCAACGAAAACAACACGGCCGCGUACAACGUAGACGCCGGCGUCCUCAACAACGGCUGCUUCCUGGAUGCCCUCACAUUGGUGCCGCACGUCUUCCUGCUCUUCAUCACCUUUCCCAUACUCUUCAUCGGAUGGGGAAGUCAGAGCUCCAAGGUGCACAUCCAUCACAGCACAUGGCUGCACUUCCCUGGACACAAUCUCCGCUGGAUCCUCACCUUCAUCCUUCUCUUCGUCAUUGUCUGUGAGAUAGCCGAAGGCAUCGUGUCUGAUGGGUUUAACCGGUCAGUUCACCUGCACCUCUAUAUGCCAUCUUGUUUGGCCUUCAUGGCUGCCAUCACAUCAAUAGUCUACUAUCACAACAUAGAGACCUCCAACUUCCCCAAACUACUGAUGAAUUUGCUGAUUUACUGGGUUCUGGCAUUUGUGACGAAAACAAUCAAGUUUGGCAAGUACACAGAGCACGGCAUUGGCCUGAGACAGCUACGAUUUGGGAUCACAGGCUUACUGACCCUUCUGUAUGGCCUGCUUCUGGCUGUGGAGAUCAACGUCAUUCUGAGGAGGCGCUAUGUGUGUUUCGCUCACGUCACUGAAGUCAAGCCACCGGAGGACUUACAGGACCUGGGGGUGCGUUUCCUGCAGCCGUUUGUGAACCUGCUGUCUAAAAGCACAUACUGGUGGAUGAACACCUUCAUCACCUCAGCGCACAGACGCCCCAUCGAUCUGAAGGUCAUUGGCAGGCUGCCCAUCGCCAUGAGAGCUCUUACCAACUACCUGAAGCUCCACAAGGCCUUUGAAGUCCAGAAGAGGCCUCAAGGCUCUCAUCCCCAGGGAUCACGGUGGAUCUGGACGGCUCUGCGGCAGGCCUUUGGAAGACCCCUCGUUCUCAGCAUUACCUACCGAUUCAUGGCAGAUCUUCUUGGCUUUGCCGGCCCCCUGUGCAUCUCAGGCAUCGUGCACCAUCUCAGUAAAGAGAACCACACAAUUCAAGCACCAGUGCAGCAUCUUGGAAUCUAUUUCAUCUCCUCCCGGGAGUUUCUCGCCAAUGCAUAUGUUAUAGCCGUGCUCCUGUUCUUCACUCUGCUGCUCCAGAGAACGUUCCUCCAAGCAUCCUACUAUGUUGCCAUUGAGACUGGAAUCAACCUGAGAGGAGCCAUACAGACCAAGAUCUUCAAUAAGAUCAUGCGCCUCUGCACCUCCAACAUGUCUAUGGGAGGAAUGACAGUGGGGCAGAUUUGCAACCUUGUCGCCAUAGACACCAAUCAACUCAUGUGGUUUUUCUUCCUGUGCCCCAACCUGUUCGCAAUGCCAGUUCAGAUCAUAGUCGGAAUCAUCCUCCUUUACUACCUCCUGGGAAUAAGUGCCUUGAUAGGGGCCACGGUCAUCACCCUCCUGGCUCCUGUGCAGUACUUUGUGGCAACCAAGCUAUCGGAAACACAGAAAAGCACACUUGAUUAUUCCAGCGAGCGUCUGAGGAAGACCAAUGAAUUGCUGCGGGGAAUCAAACUAUUGAAGCUGUACGCCUGGGAGAACAUCUUCUGUUCAAGUGUGGAGGAGAUCCGGGGAAAGGAGCUGACCAGCCUACAGACCUUCGCUCUCUACACUUCCAUAUCCAUAUUUAUGAACACAGCCAUUCCCAUUGCUGCAGUACUCACUACUUUUGUGGCUCAUGUGCACCUGUCUGAUGAUGCAGACCUGUCCCCAGCUGUAGCCUUUGCCUCUCUCUCACUCUUUCAUAUCCUGGUUAACCCUCUGUUCCUGCUGUCCAGUGUCGUGCGCUCCACCGUCAAAGCCCUGGUCAGUGUGCAGAAGCUGAGCGAGUUUUUCUCCUGUGAAGAGAUCGGAGUUGAACAGGAGCCUAAAGCAAACAUUUUACCCAAUUCAACCAAUCACGCCUGGUAUCAGGCCCUGCCACUGAAGGUUGUGAACCGCAAGCAUCCGGUCAGAGAGGACUGGAACAGCUUUGGGAUUCAGAGCGAGCAGGAGGACGAGCCACUGGCUGUGGAGGAUGAAGAUAUCUGCAUUAAGAUAACAAAUGGCUAUUUCAGCUGGACUGAUGGAGCCCCAACAUUAUCCAAUGUGGAAAUAAAGAUUCCUUUCGGUCAGUUGACUAUGAUAGUCGGCCAGGUGGGUUGUGGGAAAUCAUCUUUGUUGCUGGCAGCACUGGGUGAAAUGCAAAAGAUUUCCGGUACUGUGACAUGGAACAAGCCACCCAUUCUGGAUGAAGAGGGAAAUGAAAGCCCUUCUGAUGCAGCUGGAGACGGGGAUAUCAGGAAAAGAGGUGCUGUGGCAUACGCAUCCCAGAAGCCUUGGCUGCUCAACACCACGCUAGCCGAGAACAUCACCUUUGAGAUGCCGUUAAUAAAGCAAAGGUACAGAGCUGUGAUUGAAGCGUGCUCUCUCCAGCCGGACAUUGACAUCCUGCCCCAAGGGGACCAGACGGUCAUCGGAGAGCGGGGUAUUAUUCUUUCCGGAGGCCAGAGGCAGAGGAUCAGUGUGGCUCGAGCUCUUUAUCAAACCACCAAUGUGGUGUUUCUGGAUGAUCCUUUCUCAGCGCUGGAUAUCCACCUGAGUGAUCACCUGAUGCAGGAGGGCAUCCUCAAACUGUUGAGAGAGGAGAAGAGAACAGUAGUGCUCGUAACACAUAAGCUCCAGUAUCUCCCUCAUGCAGACUGGAUCAUUGCUAUGAAGGAUGGCGGCAUACAGACAGAGGGAACCCUGAAGGACAUCCAGAACUCUCAGCCUGAACUCUUUGAGCAGUGGAAGACCUUGAUGCACAGACAGGAUCGAGAGUUUGAGAAGGAGACAGUAAAUGAUAAUACAACUGUGUUGGAAAGGAAGAACCUGAGGCGAGCCAUGUACUCCAGAGAAGCCCUGAAAUCUGAGGAGGAGGAGGAGGAUGAGGAAUCUGGGGAGAGCGAUGAUGAAGACAACAUGUCACAUGUAAUGAGGCACAGAGCCACUAUCCCCUGGAGAUCCUGUGGGACAUAUCUGAGCUCUGCAGGCCUCCUGCUGCUCCUCCUGCUCCUGCUGUCCCAGCUCCUCAAACACUCCCUCAUGUUGGCUAUCGACUAUUGGCUCGCACACUGGACGUCCAAAGUCAUCACGGCCAAGAUCGAGGCAGUCUCACGCAACUGCUCCUCAGUCCAGUCUGAAACAUUAACCCAGGGCUGGAGGCUCUUUGAAACGACACCAUUGGGAAGCAUAUUAAAUCGCUUCUCCUCCGAUACAAAUGUAAUAGAUCAGCACAUUCCUGCGACUCUGGAGUGUUUAAGUCGCUCUACGCUGUUGUGUGUGUCAGCGCUUGGUGUGAUCUCAUACGUCACGCCGGUUUUUCUCAUCGUUUUGGCACCGCUAGCCAUCGCCUGUUACUUCAUCCAGAAAUACUUCAGAGUCGCAUCCAAAGAUCUCCAGCAGUUAGAAGACAGCACACAGCUUCCUCUGCUGUCACACUUCUCUGAGACCGUAGAAGGGCUCACAACCAUCCGAGCUUUCAGGUAUGAGGCUAGAUUCAGACAGAAGCUCCUAGAGUUCAGCGAUGCCAAUAACAUGGCCUCUCUCUUCCUCACAGCGGCUAACCGCUGGCUGGAGGUUCGAAUGGAAUACAUUGGGGCCUGUAUAGUCCUGAUAGCAGCUGUGGCUUCGAUUACCAAUUCACUGUUCAAUCAUCUGUCCACUGGGCUGGUGGGGCUGGGACUCACAUACGCCCUAAUGGUGUCCAACUACUUGAACUGGAUGGUGCGUAAUCUGGCAGAUAUGGAGGUGCAGCUUGGAGCUGUGAAGAGAAUAAAAGCUCUGCUGAAGACAGAACCUGAAAACUAUGAGGGUUUGCUGUUUGCGUCUCAGGUUCUGGAAGGUUGGCCUCAGCAGGGUGAGAUUCAGAUUCAGAAUCUGAGCGUAAGGUAUGACAGCACCUUAAAGCCCGUCCUCAAAAACGUCAACGCUCACAUCAGACCAGGACAAAAGGUUGGAAUCUGUGGUAGAACAGGAAGUGGAAAGUCGUCUUUCUCAUUAGCUUUCUUCCGGAUGGUGGACACAUUUGAGGGGCGAAUAAUCAUUGAUGACAUCGAUAUAGCAAAACUGCCCCUUCAGACGCUGAGAUCUCGCUUCUCUAUUAUUCUCCAAGAUCCCUUUUUAUUCAGCGGAACCAUUCGUUUUAAUCUCGACCCAGAAAUGAAAGCUACAGACAGUAUGCUGUGGGAAGCGCUAGAAAUCGCGCAACUCAAACCUGUGGUCAAAACUCUACCUGGAGGACUUGAUGCAAUAAUAACUGAAGGUGGGGAGAACUUCAGUCAGGGGCAGCGUCAGCUGUUCUGCCUGGCGCGGGCAUUUGUGCGGAAGAGCAGUAUUCUGAUCAUGGACGAGGCCACUGCGUCUAUAGACAUGGCUACGGAGAGCAUUCUUCAAAAAGUUGUGAUGACUGCCUUUGCCAACAGAACUGUGGUCACUAUAGCGCAUCGUGUACACACCAUCCUGAAUGCAGACCAGGUGAUUGUGAUGAAGAGGGGCGUCAUUCUGGAGUAUGACAAACCCGAGGUUCUCCUCAAUCAAGAGGACAGCGUGUUCGCUUCAUUCGUGCUAGCGGACAAAUGAGCCGGAGGGACCCUCUGUUGAAAGUGCAAUUGUACCAUGAAGGAAUAAAUAUUUAUUACUGCUAUUAUCAUUAUCACAUUUGUACAUAAAACGUUCAUCAUUUAUUAAUAAAAAAGUAA